CAGUUUGGAUCUUAUUCGGCUAUGGGCGUGAGAGGCCUGACGCGCUACUGCCGCGACCACGAGGCCACGACGUCCGUGGAGAAGCUCGACCUCCACGAUGUGACUCUCGCUGUAGACUUUGUGGGGUUCCUCUAUUACCUAUGCGAGAAGGUCUUCGGCGAGACCAACGAAACGCCCUCAUGGCUGCUACUGGGUGGCUGCACGCUGCGGCUCGAACGAUACGUCGACACUUGGCUCAAGCGCCUGAGAGAGCGCCGUGUGCGUCUUGUGUUCGUCACAGACCCACCGCAGUGUUUUGGGGGCGUGAGCCACCGCAAGGGCUAUUGCCUGCAAGACCGCGCGUUGGAGAAGGCCAAGAAGAUCGAGCAGCUGGCCCAGAGUCUAGAGUAGAUUCUUAGCGGUAAUUCUACCCACGAGUCGACCAGUACUAUGGGGGUAGCGAGACCGAGUCAAAGAGUGAGAUGCACUGUACAAGCCCAGGCUGCUCCAAGUCCACAGGAGCAGGCAAAAGUGGUCAUGACUAGUGUUGUUUUUUAGGAGGUU
Messenger RNA from Phytophthora nicotianae INRA-310, 543 nucleotides. RefSeq lists its product as hypothetical. The coding region runs from base 22 to 390 and encodes 122 amino acids. NCBI's taxonomy places the organism in Eukaryota, Oomycota, Peronosporomycetes, Peronosporales, Peronosporaceae. The transcript has a single exon. The record is from RefSeq and is a predicted model, not a curated record.